This is a messenger RNA of Polyodon spathula (Mississippi paddlefish), 2200 nucleotides long. Its product is annotated as B-cell receptor CD22-like. The transcript is spliced from 10 exons. NCBI's taxonomy places the organism in Eukaryota, Metazoa, Chordata, Actinopteri, Acipenseriformes, Polyodontidae. The record is from RefSeq and is a predicted model, not a curated record. The coding region runs from base 42 to 1811 and encodes 589 amino acids.
UUCAGGGUGGUGACUGGGGAGUGAAUUAUCCUCUACAAGAGAUGUGUGCUUUGAGAGGAUCCUCUGUGGUCAUACCCUGUACAUAUGAUUAUCCUGAACUGUUUCAUGGCACAGUUUUAACUGUAGUAACUGUGAAGUGGUUCAGGACUUCUAUUCGUGAUGUUGCUGAUCCAGGCACAUAUGUGUAUCACAGCAGUGGAAUCAAUGUGAGUCCUGAAUAUGAACACCGGACAGAGUAUCUAGGGAACAAAGUCAAGAACUGCACGCUAAAGAUAAGUGCUCUGCAAAGCAGUGACAGAGACAGAUAUUAUUUUAGAUUUGAAACAAACAGCCCUUCUGGUAAAUGGACUGGUAGAACUGGUGUGUCACUUUCAAUAACCGAGCUAAAGGUUACCCUGGACCCUCCUGUUCUAUAUAAUAAUGUGAGAGAAGGAUCUUUUGUUUCCCUGUCCUGUGGCUUUGACCGCUGCAACCUGAGUGAGAGCAGCUUUGUCUGGUACAGGGAGGGGCAGCCAAUCAAGAAUGAGAAAUCAAACAAACUUCAGUUUAUUGUUUCUUAUGAGCGUUCUGGGAAGUACUGCUGUGCUGCUGCUGAGAACAGCAGCAUUAAAUCUGAAGAAUUCGACUUGAUUGUGAAAUACUCCCCAAAGAACACCUCGAUCUCAGUCAGGGCUCCUGGUGGAAUAGUGGAGGGGAGCACAGUGACGCUGACCUGCAGCAGCACAGCAAACCCACCAGCCAGCAGCUACACCUGGUUCAAGGGGAAUCAAAUCAAUGUCGUGAACUCAGGCAGUGAACAGAAUCUCAUCUUUGCAAACAUCAGCCUUGCUGACAGUGGAGAGUAUUACUGUAAAUCAAGCAAUGAGAUUGGAAGACAAAAAUCUCCGCCAAUGCAAAUACAUGUAAAAUACUCCCCAAAGAACACCUCGAUCUCAGUCAGGGCUCCUGGUGGAAUAGUGGAGGGGAGCACAGUGACGCUGACCUGCAGCAGCACAGCAAACCCACCAGCCAGCAGCUACACCUGGUUCAAGGGGAAUCAAAUCAAUGUCGUGAACUCAGGCAGUGAACAGAAUCUCAUCUUUGCAAACAUCAGCCUUGCUGACAGUGGAGAGUAUUACUGUGAAUCAAGCAAUGAGAUUGGAAGACAAAAAUCUCCGCCAAUGCAAAUACAUGUAAAAUACUCCCCAAAGAACACCUCGAUCUCAGUCAGGGCUCCUGGUGGAAUAGUGGAGGGGAGCACAGUGACGCUGACCUGCAGCAGCACAGCAAACCCACCAGCCAGCAGCUACACCUGGUUCAAGGGGAAUCAAAUCAAUGUCGUGAACUCAGGCAGUGAACAGAAUCUCAUCUUUGCAAACAUCAGCCUUGCUGACAGUGGAGAGUAUUACUGUGAAUCAAGCAAUGAGAUUGGAAGACAAAAAUCUCCGCCAAUGCAAAUACAUGUAAAAUCGAUCAUGGGAAUGAACACGUUAGUAUAUGCAGUGGCUGGGAGUGUACCUGUGAUCAUCUUGCUUAUCCUAGUGAUUAUCAUUUGCAUCAAGAGGAACAAAAAAGACCAACCACUAGAAAAACGGAAUGUGGAAAAUGAAGGAGACAAUAAGGAGAUCAUGGAUAUAAAUACAAUAUAUGCAAAUGUAAAUGUAUCACAUUCUACCAGAGGAACACAAGACCAUUUAGAGGAGAUGGAGGAGAUACACUAUGGAUGCAUCCAGUUCCAGGACAAAGACCAAGCGAACUCAGGAAUAAAUGAAAAGAAUGAUCCUUUACAAGACUCUGUUAUCUACAGCACAGUCGCCAAGCCGGUCAGCUGAACGAAACACAAGUUCACAAUUCUGCUACAAUGCAGAGGAACAUGUUGCAGUCAUUCAAGAUCUUUUGCCAUGUACUCUCCAUCAAGUAUUGGAACAGGUGAAGAAAUGUAGAACAAUGGACAGAGGGGCAUUAUUUUUUUUUUGCUUUACAAGAGUGUGACCAGCCCCAAUCUAAGUCUUUAUGAGCAAUAUAUGUACAUGCUUUUAAAAUGUCAUGACCCUCUGUAAUAUAUCCAUUGACAAAACAUACAAUGUCAGAUACUUGUGUAAAAGCAAAGUCUAAAUAUUUGUUUCUUAAAUCCAUGAAUCAACGUGGCAGUCAAUUAAUUAGAAAAAUAUAAUACUGAAAAAUGCAGGAAAAGUUAUUUAUCAGAGAGAGAGAAAGUAAC